Brenthis ino (lesser marbled fritillary) is the source of this 4851-nucleotide messenger RNA. NCBI's taxonomy places the organism in Eukaryota, Metazoa, Arthropoda, Insecta, Lepidoptera, Nymphalidae. The record is from the annotation of a GenBank genome assembly.
AUGAGGCUGUUAAUUCUGACAGUCUCAUUUUGGGCCUUGGCCUCCGCUAAACCCGAAACGUAUAAAGAAAAGGAAGAUUUCCAAUUUUCUAGAAGUUCCUCUGACGAUGGAUCAAAGUCUGGUUACUAUGGAGCUCAAAGAGGUAACAUGGGAGGCAACUAUGAAAAAGCACAUAAUAUGGAUUCUUUGGCGCAGCAUCAGAUGAGUACACUCGUAAGACAAGUUGACGGCGAAUUAGGUGAAGCCGCAAAUACAAGAACAGGCAGCGUGUUUACAUCUGGGAAUUCUAGAGGUAUUUACGGGUCUGGAAACUACGAUCUUAGUAAUCUCAAAGGUAGAAACUUCGUAGAAGGUACAUCGUAUGAUGAUUUAUAUGCAUCGUCUUUAUUAGCACAAAAUACAAGAAAUCAUGCAAGUGUAUAUUCAGCGAAUAAUAAUGCACGUUAUAGCACCAGCCAACUUCAGGCGUCUGGAGUUAGUGACGGAUAUCAAUCUGGAAGACAUACAUCCCAAUAUGCACAAGCCGAUAAUCAACAAGCUGAGAGUCAAUAUCGUGGUUCCAACAGUUAUGAAUAUGGCAAUCAAGGGGCAAGUCAAUACAAAUACUACACACACGGGGGCAGUCAAGCAAUAAACGAGUAUGAUCAGAGUAACGCCCAUUUACAAAGUGGUAGCAAUUAUAAUGCUAAUGUCAGGCCUAAACUAGUCAGUGCUACACCAGUGAGAGUGUACGUGAGACCUGGAACUACAGUUACAAUACCCGUGGCAGCCCAAACGUACGAUGCUUCUCAAAGCUACUCAACACAAGACCGAAGCGUUGUUAAUACGGAUGCAGAUGCAUUGUUUUUAAACAAUGCUAAAAUUAAUAUAAUUAAACCAUUGAGUGCUCCGAAACAUUACGAAUCUUCUUAUAGUUAUCAUAAGGAAUGGGAAAAGCACGACACAAAACCCGUAACAAUUAUUCCUACCGAAAAUCCAUUUCCAGAAAAUAGUGAAUUACACGAAGACGCUCAAACAUAUGCAGAAGCUGGCCGACAAUAUCAAAGUGAGGCAGAUUCUAUAAAUAUUCUAAAUAGCAAUUUAAACAAAGCACAAUCAAGUAAUUUAAAUAGUGCUUACUCAAGUGGAUACAGUUCUAACACAAAUUCAGUGGCAUCAAAUCGCUUACGAUAUCUAUCCCAGACGCAAAACUUAGCAGCUGUCGAUGCAGCUUCUAAUGUUUACAAUGUUGACACACAAAGCUCUGGAGCAUCAUCUAAAUUGAACAGCAAUUUAAAUGUCCUAGAUCUUAAUUCAAAACCAAAAAGUUAUCAAUCGUCGUAUUCUUAUCAUAAGGCAUGGGAGAGACGCGGUGAUCCUUACGUUAUUAAACCAGUAGGAAGUGACUUAAGUACCAUACCAAUUGUACCAACCAAAAAUCCUUUUCUAGAUAACAGUGAACUUUACGAAGACUCUCAAUUAUCUGAAGCAACUGGACAACAACAUCAAAGUGAAGUAGAUUCUGCAAAUGUUCUAACUAGCAACAUAAAGAGUGCACAAUCAAGUAUCUUAAACAGUGCUUACUCAAGUGGAUACAGCGGUAACGUAAAGUCAGCGACAACUAAUCGCUUAAGAUCUCAAAUGCAAAACUCAGCAACAGUCGGUACAGCUUCUAAUGCAUACAAGGUUGACUCACAAAGCACAGGUGCGUUAUCCAAUUUGAAUAGCAAUCUAAAUGUACUAGACCUUAAUUCUAAACCAAAAAGUUAUCAAUCAUCGUAUUCAUAUCAUAAGUCAUGGGAAAGACGUGGUGAUCCUUACGUCAUUAAACCAGCAGGAAGUGAUUUAGGUACUCAAUCACAGAGAUUGAUAGCUGAUUCUUCAAACCAAGGUGUGCACUCUUAUAGCCAAUAUGGAUCUCAAUAUAACCAACACAGCUAUUCGCAAGAUGAUUGUGUUGAAGGACGUAAAAAGCGAUCUUAUAGCAUAGACUCAUACCUGUUACCGACAGUGCCAAAUAGUCAAGAUAAAUUAGACCAACAAUCUAUAUACGGAUGGGAUAAUCUUGGUCAGCAGUCUGAAAGACUUGGAUUGCAAGACUUACCAAGUUUAAGUCAAUACACACAAAACAAUGAAGAAUUAGGUCAACAAAUUCAAAACCCAUGGGGAAGCAUAGAAGGUCAAGAAACACAAAAUUCUUGGGGUGAUUUAGGAUCAUUCAAUCAACAUCAAAGUCAAAUUGGAAGAUUGGAAGAUCUCGGUCAACAAACACAAAAUACUUGGGAUCAUUUUGAAAAUUUGGGCCAACAAACUCAAAAUGGUGAUGAAAAACUAGAUUUGAGUCAACAAACCCAAAAUACUUGGAAUAAUCUGGAAAACUUUAGUCAACAAUUGCAAAAACAAGAAGAAAAAUUAGAUGAUCAGCAAAGUUUUGCUCAUUUAGAUCAGUUCAGACAGCAAACUCAAAAUGAUAAUGGAAAAUUAGAAGACCUUGGUCAACAAACGCAAAAUACUUGGGAUCACUUAGAUAACAUGGGUCAGCAAAUUCAAGUUGGAAAAUUAGAAGAUCUUGGUCAACAAACACAAAAUACUUUGGAUCACUUAGAUAACAUGGAUCAGCAAAUUCAAGCUGAAAAAUUAGAAGAUCUUGGUCAACAAACGCAAAAUACUUGGGAUCACUUAGAUAACAUGGGUCAGCAAAUUCUAGCUGGAAAAUUAGAAGAUCUUGGUCAACAAACACAAAAUACUUGGGAUCACUUAGAUAACAUGGGUCAGCAAAUUCAAGCUGAAAAAUUAGAAGAUCUUGGUCAACAAACACAAAGUACUUGGGAUCACUUAGACAACAUAGAUGGUCAGCAAAUUCAAGCUGAAAAAUUAGAAGAUCUUGGUCAACAAACACAAAGUACUUGGGAUCACUUAGACAACAUAGAUGGUCAGCAAAUUCAAACUGGAAAAUUAGAAGAUCUUGGUCAACAAACACAAAAUACUUGGGAUCACUUAGAUAACAUGGGUCAGCAAAUUCAAGCUGAAAAAUUAGAAGAUCUUGGUCAACAAACACAAAAUACUUGGGAUCAUUUAGAUAACAUGGGUCAGCAAAUUCAAGCUGAAAAAUUAGAAGAUCUUGGUCAACAAACACAAAGUACUUGGGAUCACUUAGACAACAUAGAUGGUCAGCAAAUUCAAACUGGAAAAUUAGAAGAUCUUGGUCAACAAAUUCAAACUGAUAAAUUAGAAGAUCUAGGUCAACAAACACAAAAUACUUGGGAUCACUUAGACAACAUAGGUGGUCAGCGAAUUCAAACUGGAAAAGUAGAAGACCUUGGUCAACAAAUUCAAACUGGAAAAUUAGAAGAUCUUGGUCAACAAACACAAAAUACUUGGGAUCAUUUAGAUAACAUGGGUCAGCAAAUUCAAACUGGAAAGUUAGAAGAUCUUGGUCAACAAAUACAAAAUACUUGGAAUAAAUUUGAAAAUUUGGGCCAACAAACUCAAAGUGAUAAUGAACAAACAGAAGAUAUGGGUCAACAAACGCAAAGUACAUGGGAUAAUCUUGGAUACUUUGGUCAACAAUUACAAAAUCAAAAAGAAAAAAUAGAAAAUAUUGGGCAACAAAAUGUAGAAAGCUUACAACAACCUGGUCAGCAAACUCAGAACACAUGGGACGAUUUAGAAAACUUGGGUCAGCACUCUCAAACUCAAUGGAACAAGGAAAACCAACAAACUCAAGAUCAAUGGAGCAAUUUAGAAAGUAUAGGCCAACAAACGCAAAAUCAAUGGGACAAAAUUGAAAGCUUAAUACCACAGUCUCAAGGCAAAUUCGAUGAUCAACAGACACAAAAUGCUUGGAAUAAAGUAGAAGUUAUACCUCAAGAAACAAGGAUACUUGAAGAGCAAAAACAAAAUGAAUUGGAAAAUUUUGCACAUGAAAAUCUAAAUAUUGCAACACAAGAAUAUCUUAACUUCUGGAACAGCAUGAACAUUCAUGAACAAACUCAAAAUAAUUUUAAUCAAGAAAACAUACAAGCUAGCAAUGAACAACUUUUUCAUCAGCAAAACUUUGAUUCUUGGCCUCAUUCUUCUCAAAAAUUGAUUCCAAAUAGUGACAUAUCUCUUUGGCAACAAACAACAAAUGGUAAAGAAUCAACACUAUGGGAUGCAGUGGACAAAAUUAUUAAAGAAUCUGAAAAAAAAGAAAAAAACGACGAUAGUAUAGCUACUUCCAAUAACGAAAUGGAGGAUAAAAACAUUAGACCCACAGAUAUUGGUCGUGGUGAUAUAGGACCUGAAGAUAUACCUACAGUUUCAUUAGAAAACAAAGACAAAAUAAAUGAACAUUCUCAUUCAAUUCCUAAAGUUUCCACAGAUAAUAACAUUCAAAAUAAGCAGGAGAAUCCAAUAAUUUUGGAUGUUAUAGGUUUAGAAAAGCAAGAUUUUAUAACUUCCUCAGCUAGCAAACCAAAACAACAAUCUUCUAAUCAAUAUAAAACUAAAAACUAUGAAGAUGCACAAAUACCUGAAAAUAUUGAACAUGAAGAUAAUUUAAAAAAUAUAGAAACAAUACUCAAAAUGCAAAAUAAUGAUGUACAAUAUAAUAAUGACUUCUUUAAACACAACCAAGAAUUGAGUAACUUUGAGCAACAAAAUAUAAAUGAAAAAAUUGAUCAAGUAAAUAUAGAAGUAACAACUAAAUGGAGUCAUGAAUACCAUCAAAAAAGUAGAAGCCAGACAUUUGAAAAUAUAGAAAUGAAAACCAAUGUGAAAAAUGAGGUUUUACAACCUGUAGAAAUAACAACAGUUAAACCAGGUUUUUGGAAAUCAGUAUGGGAUAAAACAGCAAGUGCUAAGGAUAAAAUUGUUUCAUGGUUUAAAAAU